Eruca vesicaria subsp. sativa (arugula) is the source of this 1085-nucleotide messenger RNA. NCBI's taxonomy places the organism in Eukaryota, Viridiplantae, Streptophyta, Magnoliopsida, Brassicales, Brassicaceae. The record is from the annotation of a GenBank genome assembly.
GAAAUUGAAUUAUAUUCCAUUUUAUACGGAUGCACUCAUAAAUUCUUUAGUAUGUAUAUAGUAGUUGCUUACCGGCCUUCUAAUAACCUUCCUUCGAAGUAUAGCGAGAGCUCAAGUGAUCUUAAAUCCAGCUCAUCCACAUCUAUUCACGUGCCAUGCCAAAAUGAUGCAUAUAUAUAAAGAACACUCAGGCCAUGUAAUUAUUAUACCAUAUCGACCCAUAUAAGCUAAACUCUCGCAUCAGUUCCCAGCAGAUUCACUACCAACAUGGCGGCUAACAACAAACUGAUCCUCGUCUUAGUCAUCUCUCUGUUUCCUCAUGUCAUCUUUUCUUCGGCAACCUCCGCGUCAGCAAAAGAGUACGACGCGAAGGCAUACGUUGACUCGUGGUGCCGGACAACCUUAUACCCGAACCUGUGCGUCCGCUCGUUGUCUCGUUAUGUACGUUCACGGGCUAUGCAAAAUCCACGAGACCUGGCCCGAUUUGCCCUCAAAGCAAGCCUCUACCGAGCCAAGUACACGAAGGCGUUCCUGUUAAAAGAAGUGACGAACCUGGAGAAGGUGAGGCCACAAUACUACGCGUUGGUUCACGACUGCUUGACGCAGAUCAGAGACAGCGUGAACCAGCUGAGCCUAGCUAUAGCGGAGCUGGACAGGGUGAACAGGAGAGGCGGAAAGAGACAAGUAGAUCUGGACUGGCACAUAAACAAUCUGCAGACGUGGACAAGCACAGCUCUGACAGACGCGGAGACUUGCGUGAGUCAGUUCCCGGGGCGGAGGAUGAGCAAGUUAAAGGCUACGAUCAAAGGGAAAGUGAAGAACGUGGAGGAAACCACAAGCAAUGCCCUGGCCUUCAUCGAGCACUACGCUGCUGCUAGGUACAGAGCUAGACGCCCCUGAUGAAUCUUGCUGCCUCUACCAACUCUCGUCUUCUGAUCACAUUUACAUAAUGCCUUAAUUUGCUGUUUGCUAGCUACUUCUUGAUCUCGUCGUAAUUACUUAUACGGAUGUUCUCUGUUUGAUUACCAAUAUAUAUUAAGAUAUAUGUUUGUAAUAUGUUACCCAAUCGUGUAAAUCCAAAAAGC